Molecule: messenger RNA, 1572 nt
Organism: Phytophthora sojae
Lineage: Eukaryota; Oomycota; Peronosporomycetes; Peronosporales; Peronosporaceae
Exons: 3
Coding region: 1-1572 (523 amino acids)
Molecular function (GO): copper ion binding; oxidoreductase activity
Source: RefSeq, a predicted model, not a curated record
AUGGACAUCGCUCGCUACUUCAUCGCUGCGUUGCUGGGCCUCUCUCUCCUCACCGCCAUCUCUUCGGCGGACACCUCCAUCGUCGCCUACGACUGGCACGUGACCUACAUCUCGUCGGCCUGCGACGGCGUCCACAUGACCAGUUACGGUAUCAACGGCAACUCGUCCAACUACGCGCUCAUCGAGGUCGAGCUGGGCCAAACCGUCCAAGUGACCGUCACCAACGAGCUCGACGAGCCCACGUGUCUGCACUGGCACGGCCUCCAGCAGCUCGGAACCCAAGAAAUGGACGGCACCUCGGACAUCACCCAAUGCGGCAUUGCUGCGGGCGGGACUGCAGUCUACACGACCGUCGUCCACGCCCCAGCGGACCAACAGCAGUCCUGGGAGCAGGAGGUCGCUGCCGAGUACACGCUGCAGCUCGCCGACCUGUACCACGCGUCGCCCGGCGUCGUGCCCAUGUGGGACAGCAUCGUUAUCAACGAUCUCGGUCGCUACAACUGCACGGCGGCGGCGUCCCACGGCUACUCGGAGUGCAACUCGGACCAGCCUCUGUCUCGGUUCAAGUUUGAAGCCGGCAACAAGUAUCGCCUCCGCCUCAUCAACAUGGCUGCGUUGGCGCCGAUCGAGUUCAGCAUCGACGGCCACGAGUUGUCGGUCGUUGCAGCCGACAGCGAGUACAUCGAGCCGUCCGAGCAGAUCACCACGCUGCGCAUCAACGCUGGCCAGCGCUACGACAUCAUCGUGGAGGCCAAAGCCGCUUCAGGCAGCGCCAUCGGAUCGUUCUGGGUUCGAGCCACGGGAUUGUACGGACUUCCGUGGACGGCGGGCACUGCGACCGUCGCUGGCGACGGAUUCAACUACCAAGGCCACGGUGAUAUCUACAACGAAGACGACGACGUAGACGACCCGACCUCGUCCGACUGGACGGAGACCACGACCAUCAACGAGUUCGAGUUCACGCCGCUCGAGGUGUCCGUGCUUCCGACUGUGCCGUCCGACCGCCCAGUCCUUGAGUUCGACUUCCGUCGUGGUCUCGGGUACUUCUCGAUUGACGGAGCGGAUUAUCUGCACUUUGCCGCUCCAGAGGAACCGCCGCUCUUCACUAUCGCUGCCGGUUUGAAGACGGAGGAGCUCCCAGCUACGACGCUGGCUCGCAAGAUUGAGUACGGCAAGCACAUUGAAGUGCACCCGUUCCACAUGCACACGCACUCGCCCUGGGUCGUUGGCAGUGGAACCGCGUCACUGUCGGACAUUCAAGCGGGGAACCUCAACCUCAAACUGUCUGGAGCCAUGAAACGUGACGUCUACACGAUCCCGCCCUGCGAUACCGACGAUAGCGGAGCGUGCACGAACCACGGAUACGUCAUGCUCCGCUUCACAGCUGACAACCCCGGGGUCUGGAUCAUCCACUGCCACAUCGACUGGCACCUUGAUGCUGGACUGGCGAUGGUGCUGGUCGAAGGGGAGGACGAACUCCAAGCGGCAGGCGUCGGUGCCUUUGCCAACAGCAUUCUGAGUGUCUGCGGCACCGAGUUUACCAACUCGACGUCUUCCAACUCCACCGCCUAG